AUGUGUCACGAGGGUGGUUGCGGUGCCUGCAUUGUAUGUGUAAUAUUCAAGGACAAAACGAUAGCUGUGAAUUCAUGUCUUGUACCGGUACGGAUCUGCAAUGGAUGGAAUAUUUACACGAUUGAAGGUAUAGGUAACAAAAGAGAUGGUUAUCAUAAGAUUCAAGCUAUUCUUGCUUACAAAAAUGGCUCGCAAUGUGGAUAUUGCUCACCUGGCAUGGUAAUGAAUAUGUAUAGUUUGUUGUUUGUAAAUCAUAGUCUUGGGUUUGAGGAAAGUUUAUCUGCAGAGCAAAUCGAAAAUUCAUUUGGUGGCAACAUUUGUCGAUGCACCGGUUAUCGUGCAAUUAUUGAUGCAUUCAGGGUAUUUGUCACAGAUGCAUCUCCAUCAAUGAUGAAAGACAUUCAAGACAUUGAGGAACUAUACGAUAUUAAACCUUGCCCGAUAUCCGAAAUGCCAUAUGUACCUAUACUCUACGAUAAGCAACAUGUAAACACAAUGUUGAGAAUAAAGUUAGAGGAUGCAAUCUUCUACAAAGUUUAUACGAUUGAGGAUCUUUUUUCGAUAUUUACAAACAAUGCAAAUGCCACGUAUAUGUUAAAUGGAGGGAACACUGCUAAUGGUGUUUAUCGUUCAACCAAGAAAGAUAUAUACAUUGAUAUAAACAACAUUCCAAAAAUGAAUAACAUUACAAAAACUGAUUCGACUUUGGUACUAGGAGGAAAUGUAACUCUUACCACGGCACUACAGGCAUUCCAAAAAUAUUCAACAGAAACCGGAUUUAAAUAUCUGGAACAAUUGGCCGAGCAUAUGGAGAUGAUAGCAAAUGUUCCCGUACGAAAUAUUGGCACCAUAGCAGGGAAUAUAAUGUUAAAAUACGAGCACAGAGAGUUCCCAUCCGAUUUCUUUUUGAUAUUACAGACUGUCUGUACUGAAUUAUAUAUCAUGAAAAGUCCCUCUCAGAAGCUAAGAGUAUAUCUGCCUGAAUUUUUGAAUCUUGACAUGCACCAUAAAGUAAUUUACAGCGUUGUAUUACCACAGCUUACUGACCAGUAUAUAUACAGAUUUUAUAAAGUCAUGCCUAGAGCCCAAAAUGCUCGCACUCACGUCAACGCUGGCUUCCUGUUCAAACUCGAUGCCGACGACAAAGUGUUGGAGCAGCCUAACAUUAUUUUCGGUGGCAUCAAUAAAGAUUUUACGCACGCAAUUAACACAGAAAAAUUGUUGGUGGAUAAGAUUAUUUUUUCAUGUUCCCUGCUGAAGCAAGCCUUGGAUGUCUUGCAUGCCGAGCUGCAACCUGAUCAUGUUUUACCGGAUUACUCACCAAAAUUUCGCAAGACACUAGCCGAAGGAUUAUUUUAUAGGUGUAUAUUAAGCAUCAAACCAGAGAAAAUACCUCCUUUUUAUCUCAGUGGAGGCACCUUAUUAGAACGUGAUCUAUCUACAGGUCAAAAAUUCUACGAAACGAAUGUAGACAUAUGGCCAGUGACUAAACCUAUGCCAAAAUUAGAAUCUAUUGCACUGACAUCAGGCGAAGCCCAAUAUUGUGAUGAUCUGCCAACAUUUCCUGGAGAAGUGUUUUGUGCUUUUGUCGUCACAAAUAUCGCUAAAGGUUACAUCAGUGGGAUAGAUGCUAAACAGGCUCUUCACAUGAAGGGUGUAGUGGAUUUUUUCAAAGUCGAUGACAUACCAGGAGAAAAUCUGUGUAUUUCGGCUGUUAACGGGAUGAUGUCAUUGCCAGAGGACGAGUUACUGUUCGCUGACAAGGAUGUUUCGUAUGCCGGCCAACCUGUCGGUGUAAUUGUCGCGGAGACGCAUAAUUUAGCGAUUGAAGCUGCAAAAUUGGUUCAAAUUAAAUAUAAAGAAUCUUCGAAAACAAAGCCGGUAUUAAGUAUUGAGGAUGCUAUUAAUGCAAAUGAUAAAACUAGAAUCAGGCAAUGUGUCAACAUUCCAGCAAAGAGGAAAGGUAAAAACUGUGUUCAUGAAAUAAAGGGAGCCUUUCGAUCUGGUGGUCAAUAUCACUACUCCAUGGAGACUCAAUCCUGCGUAUGCGUUCCUACGGAAGACGGUAUUGACGUGUAUCCAUCGUCACAAUGGAUGGAUCUUAUUCAAGUAUCGAUCGCGACUUGCCUUAAUGUUAAACAUAACAGAAUCAAUGUGUAUGUAAGACGACUUGGUGGUUCUUACGGAUCGAAAAUCUCACGCAACGCGCAAAUUUCAUGCGCUUGCGCAUUGGCAUGUUAUCUACUGGAUCGUCCAGCACGAUUCAUUAUGACGAUGGAGAGCAAUAUGCUAUCGAUUGGCAAGAGAUGUCCUAUGCGUCAAGAAUAUGAGAUUAAAGUAAACGAUGACGGAGUUAUACAGUCUCUCGACUCGCAACACUGGAGCGAGUGUGGUUCUAGUCCUAACGAACCACAUUCUGGCAUAAUAGCUCACUACUUACAAAAUAGCUGCUACUUAAUUGAUAAUUGGAAUAUUAGAGGAUAUGAAGUCAUAACCGGUACACCAUCAAACACGUUUUGUCGAGCAUCAGGAUUUACGGAAGGAUUAGCCAUGAUUGAGAAUAUGAUGGAGCACAUUGCGAUAGUGGCGAAUAAGGAUCCGAUUGCAGUCAGAUUAGCGAAUAUGAAUGAUAAUGAUAAAUCCGUAUUAGAUAAUAUAAUACAAAAGAUGUUGAAUAUGACCUACUACAUAAAGAGACAGAUCUCUAUUUGGGAGUACAACAGAGACAAUCGCUGGAAAAAAAAGGGAAUUGCAAUGGUACCGAUGAAGUAUUGGACAACAUAUGUAGGACAAUUCAAUACAAUAUUAUCGGUCUGCGCUCGCGACGGUUCGGUAUGCGUGACACUUAGCGGAAUUGAAAUUAAUCAAGGCAUAAAUACGAAGAUCGCACAAAUAGCAGCUCAUACACUAGGAAUUGAUAUCGAAUUAAUUUCCGUUAAACAAAGCAACAAUUCAGCGGCACCAAACAUGUCAGAAACAGGACACAACGUUACUAUAGAUACCUGUGGAUACGCAACGAUUCAAGUUUGCACACAAAUUUUAAAGAGACUCGAGCCAAUUAAAAAAAAAAUGGAAAAUCCGAAGUGGCAGGAUGUCAUCUUUAAAGCGUUUCAAGAAGGCAUUGAUUUAUACACACGUUAUAGCUUGACCCUCAGCGGGUCAAUGGAAGAUACGUUGAAGCCUUACCCUGUUUACGGUGUUACCAUUGCCGAAAUAGAAAUCGAUGUGCUGACCGGUCAGCAUAUUAUUAGGAGAGUUGAUUUGAUGGUCGAUGCUGGUCAAAGCUUGAAUCCAGAAAUCGAUGUCGGUCAGGUGCAAGGGGCUUUCGUGAUGGGAAUGGGAUACUGGACUUCGGAGAAUCUGGUGUAUGAUACUGAAACAGGAUUAUUAAUAAAUAACAGAUCAUGGAAUUAUAUGCCACCAGGAGCAAAAGAUAUUCCUGAAGAUUUCCGCGUAUACUUACGUCAAAAAACUAUCAAUAAAGAUGGUGUCUACGGUUCACAAACAAUCAAUGAACCACCGCUUUGUAUGAGUUUUGUAAUUCCGAUAGCGAUCCGCUCAGCAUUGGAUUCUGCUAGAAGAGAUUCAGAAAAUGUGGAUCUAUGGUUUCAACUGGAUGGACCGUGUACAACCGAAAAUAUACUUCUAACUAGUUUGACUAGCAGAGACCAAAUGUUGAUAGAAAAAAAAUAG
Molecule: messenger RNA, 3693 nt
Organism: Cyphomyrmex costatus
Lineage: Eukaryota; Metazoa; Arthropoda; Insecta; Hymenoptera; Formicidae
Product: xanthine dehydrogenase/oxidase
Exons: 16
Coding region: 1-3693 (1230 amino acids)
Molecular function (GO): FAD binding; 2 iron, 2 sulfur cluster binding; oxidoreductase activity
Source: RefSeq, a predicted model, not a curated record